Equus quagga is the source of this 1364-nucleotide messenger RNA. Its product is annotated as serine protease 33-like. The record is from RefSeq and is a predicted model, not a curated record. Gene Ontology annotation, molecular function: serine-type endopeptidase activity. Gene Ontology annotation, biological process: proteolysis. The transcript is spliced from 5 exons. Bases 10 to 1008 code for a protein of 332 amino acids. NCBI's taxonomy places the organism in Eukaryota, Metazoa, Chordata, Mammalia, Perissodactyla, Equidae.
GAGCGCAAGAUGGAGCUGGUCCUCACCACCGCCCUGCUCUCCCUCCUCCCAGGAGCCCUUCAGGGGAGCCCCCCGGCUCUCCCAUCCAACUUUUCCCGGACGGAUGACAGUGUGAUAAACUGGGACUCAGUGUGUGGACGCCCACGAGUGUCAGGCCGCAUUGUAUCAGGGGAAGAUGCCCAACCGGGUGAGUGGCCGUGGCAGGUCAGCCUGCGGGAGCAUGGACAGCAUGUGUGUGGGGGCUCCCUGAUCGCCAAGGACUGGGUGCUGACUGCUGCCCACUGCUUUGACCAGAAACAGCUGCUGUCUGCCUACAUGGUGCUCCUGGGGUCCAUCUCCUCCUACCCCCAGGUCGACGAGCCCCGAGAGUUCCGAGAAGUGGCCCAGUUCAUCAUCCACCCAAACUACUUGGAGGAAAACAACAGGGCUGACAUCGCCCUAGUACAGCUGUCCUCACCCGUCAACUUCAGCAGCCUCAUCCUUCCAGUCUGCCUCCCCAGUACUGGAGACCCCCUAGGUCACGGCACGUGGUGCUGGGUCACCGGCUGGGGGAAUGUUGGCGUAAAUCUACCACUCCCUCCUCCCUUCACCCUGAAGGAGCUGCAGGUGCCCCUCAUUGAUGCCCAGACCUGUGACACGUACUACCAUGAGAAUUCCGGGAUCCCCACUGAGGAGCCCAUCAUCCUGGAGGACAUGCUGUGUGCCGGCUUCGAGAGUGGCCAGAAGGAUGCCUGUGGGGGUGACUCCGGAGGCCCCCUGGUCUGUGACGUUGAUGGCAUCUGGAUCCAGGCAGGGGUGGUGACCUGGGGGUCUGACUGUGGCCUCCCCAAGAAGCCAGGUGUUUACGCCAGUGUCAGCUUCUACUCCUCAUGGAUUGCCAGCACAAUCGGGAGCUCAGCCCCAGAACUCAGAAAUUUCUCUCCAAGCCUGGCUGGGAUCUUCCUCUCUGCCCUGUUGUUGCUUCUGGGACCACUAGGGGGCACCCCCGUCUCCCUGGCGCUUGCCUAACCCGGCAGCCAGCCCUGUGGCCUUAGUCCCUGCCUUCCAAACGCAUCCCUCUCUCCGCUCCCUGCCAGGAGGGCAGGAGGCGGCUUCCUGCAGGGACCGCUUCCCCAAGCUCUCCCUGGUCAGCCUCUCACGUGUCCCCCACGGGCCCUAAGUUGCCCUCUCGCCCUCCCUGACGCCUUGGGAACCCCCACAGACAAAGCCUGCUGUUUCCCGCUCCUUGGCCACCGUUCAGAGCUGAGUCUCCAGGUGCCCCCACGCUCAGGGAUUCCUUUGGGAGUUUCUGAGACUCUUGGAAGUGGGUGUCCAGCCUCUGGUGUUGGGCUGGUGCCUUUGCAGGUGUGUCUGUCUGAGAGGCA